ACUUUUUUUCUGGACCCGCUCAGAAAUUUUGAGAGCAGGCCCAUGCAGAGGCAGUGGAAAAGCGCAGACGACAGCGCCGAAACCCAACACCACCGGCCGCAACCGCCACAAUGUCGUCCUUCUUUACAGCACCGGGGGGUCAGAAGAAGAGGAAACGCACGGCGGCGGCAGAAACAACCCCAAAGAAACGCCUGGCGACGACCAAGACAUCAUCGUCUAAGCCAUCAAGUAAGGGCCCCGCCAAUGCAGCAGCGGCAGUCCCGAAGAAGAAGAAGAAGAAGGCCGUCGAGCGAGACGAAUCGAUAUCAGGCAGCGAUCUGGAAAGCGACGAGAGCGAAGAUGAAGUCAGGGACAGGAGCGACUCCGAGGCCGAUUCGGACGAGUCGGAUGCCGGAGGAGAGACGGCGGCAGAGAAGCGGUUGAGGCUAGCACAGCGGUAUCUCGAGAAGACGCGGAAAGAGGUGGAAUUGGAAGACGAGUAUGCCUUUGAUGCCGAACAGAUUGACAGAGACCUCCUUGCCGAGCGGCUGCAGGAGGACGUGGCAGAAUCCAAGGGCAAGGUCUACCGCCGAUUGGCCGCCGAGCUGAACUUCGGGGAGGCAUCGCACACGCAGUUCCGCUGGAACUCGGGCUCGGUGACCUCGGUCGCCGUAUGCCCCCCGUACGCAUACACGACAACCAAGGACGGCUACCUCACAAAGUGGAAGCUGCAAGACCUGCCCAAGGACCAAUGGCCGCAGACGACAAAGAGGAAGCCUAAGAAACCGCCCGCACCGCCCAAGCGGCGGCCCGAGAGGAUAUGCUUCGCGAAAUCCAAUCCGAGCAAAGCGAAGGACAAGACAUACCAAGGCCACACCGGCAUUCCCCUUACCGUCAGAGCCUCCCAGGACGGCAAAUACGUGGUGACGGGCGGCGCCGACCGCCGGCUCGUCGUCUACAACGCCGCCGACCUCAAGCCGAUCCGCGCCUUCACGCAGCACCGCGACGCCGUCACAGGUCUCGCUUUUCGCCGCGGCACCAACCAGCUCUUCUCGUGCUCCAAGGACCGCACGGUCAAGGUCUGGUCGCUCGACGAGCUCGCCUACGUCGAGACGCUGUUCGGCCACCAGGACGAGAUCCUCGACGUGGACGCGCUGGCGCAGGAGCGCUGCGUGAGCGUCGGCGCGCGCGACCGCACCGCGCGCUACUGGAAAGUGCCCGAGGAGUCGCAGCUCGUCUUCCGCGGCGGCGGCGGGCCCGGCGAGGGCAGGAAGAACCGCCUGCCGCCCGGCGUGGACCCGGCCUCGGCCGCGCACGAGGGCAGCAUGGACCGCGUGGCCAUGAUCGACGACGACAUCUUCGUGACGGGCAGCGACAACGGCGACCUCGCGCUCUGGAGCAUCCAGCGCAAGAAGCCGCUGCACGUCAUCCCGCGCGCUCACGGCAUCGAGCCGCCCCUGAAGCCCUCCAAGGCGUCGGCCGACGAGGUCCCGGAUCCGAGUGUCGUCCCUGCGCCGCAGCCACGCGGCAUCACCGCGUUGCGGACGAUCCCGUACUCGGACGUCAUCCUGAGCGGCAGCUGGGAUGGCUACGUGCGGGUAUGGAAAUUGAGCGAGGAUAAGAGGAAGAUUGAGACCGUCGGCGUGUUGGGUGGCGCCUCAGCAACAUCACCAGCUGCAGCAGCAACAACAACAACAGCAGCAACAACAGCAGCAGCAGCAACGACACCAACAUCGAACGAGACACGCGACAAGGAGAAAGAAGAACUGAACCGCGGCUUCCUCGUCCGCGGCAUUGUCAACGACAUCGCCAUGUUUGAGCGCGGCGACAGGGGGCGGGACGGCCUCUGCGUCGUGGUUGUCACGGGCAAGGAGAUGCGGCUCGGCAGGUGGAAGACCAUGAGGGAGGGUCGGUGCGGCGCCGUCAUUUUCGAGGUCCCCAAGGUGGUGUCGAAGAAGCAGAAUGGGGAUGAGCAGAACGGGCGGUUAACGGGAUCUGAGGGGGACGAUUAGCUGCUCGCUCGGCAAGUUGUGGUAGGACGCAAAACCUAGAGCAUGGAUCUGUUGUCGGCCUAUAUACC
This is a messenger RNA of Thermothelomyces thermophilus ATCC 42464, 2059 nucleotides long. RefSeq lists its product as uncharacterized. Gene Ontology annotation, cellular component: small-subunit processome. Gene Ontology annotation, molecular function: snoRNA binding; protein binding. The record is from RefSeq and is a predicted model, not a curated record. The transcript has a single exon. The coding region runs from base 111 to 1991 and encodes 626 amino acids. Lineage: Eukaryota; Fungi; Ascomycota; Sordariomycetes; Sordariales; Chaetomiaceae.